CGCACAGAGAAAAAAAUACAACAAGAAGGAAGAAUCGAUUGUUCAGGGAAAAGGUAUGCGAUAUAAUCCUCUAUCUAGAUCUGAUAGUUUUUGUUUGUGGGGAAAUAUGAUGCUUUCAGUCAUUGCGAGUCUAUUUCUGUGGUAGAGGAUGAGAAGCCAUUAUUUAGAGGAAGAGGAGGCGGCCUUAGAGUUGAACAAAGUCAUUAGGAGUUUCGAUCCCCCGACGAAUUAUAUUUCAAACACUAUCAUGGCGGAGAAAGGAGGGGGAAAGGGUUUCAGCUCGAGUAAUUCUUAUAGUAACAGUAAUAGCAACAGCAAUAGUAAUGAUAGCAAUAGCAGUGGUAGUAUUGGUAAUGAUCCUGCCAGCACAGUGGCGCAGGAGCCAUGGCUGCCUCAGCAGCAGGGCGUGGUGCCAUUUCAGGAGGGCUCGUCUUCCUCAUCAUGUUCGUCUGAGAAGGCAACGCCCCUUGCUGCUGAUGGUGAAUCGGAGGACUCCGAGCUGUUCUCUGACAUAGUUUUGAAGUAUAUCAAUGAUAUGCUUAUGAAUGAAGAUAUGGAGGACAGGAAGUGCAUGUACCAGGAGUGCAGUGCUCUGCAAGCUACUGCCAAACCUUUUUAUGAUAUUCUAGGUGAGAAUUACCCUCCCCAUCCCUCAGAGCCUUCUUUUUCACAGAAUCAACUUUAUAAUGAGGGAUUAGGUGUUGAUGACAUUAGGAACAAUGGGAUUGAAGACAGGGGCUUUAUUGGGAACCUUUUUGAUAUUUCAAGGGGUUUGGAGUCUCCUGUGUCUGCGAAUUUUUCAACAGACUACUCUUCUCAGCUGUCCUUUAGUUCAUCUGGCAGCAGUACUGUUAUGGACGGCUUUCCUGAAUCUCCGAUUUAUGAGAUGAGUCUUCCUGAACUGUUUUCAGAGACUGAACAGAGCUUUGGCAGUGUCAGCAGGGAGGUUGAGGAUGCUCUUUAUUCUUAUCAGUUGGCCAGGGAAAAUAAUGUUGACAGAGAGUUCAAUGAGGCUUUUUAUAUUAACCAGGUGAUGGCCAGGGAAAAUAAUUUGGGAGCUCGGUUAGGGAAGGAGAGGUUUUGGCGAGUGCCAAAGCAGGAGAGUGACUUUGAGUUCAAACUGGAGAAGAUAGAAGAAGGCGGGAGUGGGGGUGUGGGUGAGGGUGUUGGUGUAACCACUCAACAGAAUAUCGGGGUGCACAGUGAUGAUGCGAAUGGAUCAAAGCAGCAGCGGCAUAAGAAUCCUCACCGUGAGGAUUUAGACCUAGAAGAUAGGCAGAGCAACAAGCAUUCUGCUGUUUUUCCAGAACAUGUGAUUAGGACUGAAAAGUUUGACGAAGUAUUGCUCUGUCAGGGGAAGAAUGGUAGAAAUUUCUCUGUUAUACAGAAGGAAGUGUUGCAGAAUGGAGUGCAGAAGAGCCCUCAGGAUGGGUCUGUGAAAGGGGGUACACAGAGUGGCAAGUCUCGUGGGAAGAAGCAAGGGAAGAAGGAAGUGGUGGAUUUAAGAACACUUCUUGUUCAUUGUGCACAGGCAGUGGCAACAGAUGAUAAUCGAGGGGCCAAUGAGAUCUUGAAGCAGAUCAGGCAACAUGCAUCUCCUCAUGGAGAUGGGUCACAGCGCUUGGCCCAUUACUUUGUAGAGAGCUUGGAGGCACGGUUAUCUGGAACUGGUGGGCGUUUGUAUACCAUUGUUUCAAGCAACAGGCCGUCAGCAGCAGAGAUUUUGAAGGCAUAUCAUCUCUACUUAGCUGCCACUCCUUUCAAAAAAAUAUCACAUUUUCUUUCAAACCAGACUAUUCUGCGAUUAGCAGAGAAUGCAACAAGGUUGCACAUUGUGGAUUUUGGAGUGCUCUAUGGCUUUCAGUGGCCAUGUCUAAUUCAAAAUUUGGCCAACCGUCCUGGUGGGCCUCCCAAGCUCCGUAUAACUGGGAUUGAUUUUCCUCAACCUGGAUUCAGGCCAGCAGAGAGAAUUGAAGAGACAGGGCGGCGUCUCGCUGAUUAUGCUAAGUCCUUUGGUGUGCCCUUUGAAUACCAAGCCAUAGCAGCCAAGUGGGAGAACUUGGAUAUAGCAGAUCUUAACUUGAGGAGUGAUGAGUUGCUCGUAGUAAACUGCAUGUACAGGCUACGGAAUUUGAUGGAUGAGACAGUGAUUGUGGAGAGCCCAAGGAAUAUUGUGUUGAACAAGAUUAGGAGCAUGAAUCCUAGUCUCUAUAUACAAGGUGUGGUGAAUGGGGCGUACAGUGCUCCUUUUUUUAUUACAAGGUUCCGAGAGGCGCUUUUUCAUUAUUCUGCUCUAUUUGAUGCACUUGAAACCACCAUACCCCGUGACCAUCCUGAGAGGAUUUGUUUAGAGAAAGAACUUUUGGGCCGGGAAAUAUUGAAUGUUGUUGCUUGUGAGGGAUUGGAGAGAGUAGAGAGACCAGAAACAUACAAACAGUGGCAGGUCAGGACUAAGAGAGCUGGAUUUGUUCAACUUCCGCUGAAUCGUAGCAUCUUUUCCAAAGCCAGGGAAAAAUUGAAAUCCUUAUACCAUAAGGACUUUGGAGUGGAUGAAGAUGGUAAUUGGUUGCUGUUAGGCUGGAAGGGACGGAUUAUUAUGGCCAUUUCUACAUGGAGACCUUAAUCAUGAAGAUUAUUUGUUGAUGGAUGGUUCUUUUCUCUCUGCAAUCCUUUCAUCUUGAGAGACCUUUUUGAUUUUCUGAAGACAAGCAUCAGAUUUUCAACUUCAGGAAAUGCUUAGGACUAGGAAAACUUUGAAGGUAUUUUUAGAAGAAAUGAUCUUUUUGUUCUAAUCAGAGCUUUAGAAAGAUGAUUGCCAAUUAGUCGAGCCUUGAGAGUAGAUGUGACUUAGCGUACAAGAUUAUUUUGGCAUUAUUCAAACAUGAGGAAGGAUACUUGAUUGCGACUGGGAUUCUCCUCAAGCAUACAAACUGGAUCCUUUGCAGCCAGGACAAGAAUCCAAUCAACAUUAACUUUGUUGGUGGCCUCCAUUCCAGUAAUCAGAUACAUACACUCUAUGUAAGAUAAGGUUUGCAGGACCUACUAUCCAAUUCUGCACCACCUUUUGUUGCCCCAUCAAACUUUCAUUCAGUCUGCUUGAAUGCCUUUGAAUGUCAAGGGAAGCUUGCAACUUCUAUGGAAGGUGUCUUAAGAGUUGUAACCUGGCACUUCUGCUUGUCUUAUGAGAUCAAUUUAUUAUGUUGUUAAUUGCA
This is a messenger RNA of Cryptomeria japonica (Japanese cedar), 3212 nucleotides long. Its product is annotated as scarecrow-like protein 9. Gene Ontology annotation, cellular component: nucleus. NCBI's taxonomy places the organism in Eukaryota, Viridiplantae, Streptophyta, Pinopsida, Cupressales, Cupressaceae. Gene Ontology annotation, molecular function: DNA-binding transcription factor activity; sequence-specific DNA binding. Bases 149 to 2623 code for a protein of 824 amino acids. Gene Ontology annotation, biological process: regulation of DNA-templated transcription. The record is from RefSeq and is a predicted model, not a curated record. The transcript has a single exon.